This is a messenger RNA of Syzygium oleosum, 1829 nucleotides long. RefSeq names its product polygalacturonase QRT3. NCBI's taxonomy places the organism in Eukaryota, Viridiplantae, Streptophyta, Magnoliopsida, Myrtales, Myrtaceae. The record is from RefSeq and is a predicted model, not a curated record. The transcript has 4 exons. Gene Ontology annotation, molecular function: polygalacturonase activity. Bases 24 to 1514 code for a protein of 496 amino acids.
GAAUCUCUCUCUCUCUCUCUCUGAUGGACACCCUCGGUUGGAGUUGCAAAGGCAAGCAAAUGAAACUUUUGUCAACAUUGUGCUUGUUUCUCAUUCUCAUGGUUGAGGAAGUAUCUUGUUCCAUGAGACUCCACAAGCUGUCAGAGUUCCACGCGAAGCUCCAACAGAGAGUGGCCUACAGUCCCAAGGAAGACCUCGCCAUGCCCGGUCCAAAUGGUGCCAAGAAGGGGGGAAGGGUGUUCUAUCCGGUAGGAUAUGGGGGUGACCCAGCAGGGACUCGGGAGAGCAGCGAGGCCAUCCUAAGUGCUCUGUCUGAUGCAUUUCAAGUUCAAAGUAAACAGCAAAUGCUACCUGGAGUGUCUGACUUGGGUGGUGUGGUCAUCGAUUUGCAAGGUGGAACCUACUUGGUCUCCAAACCCAUUAGGCUUCCUGCUUCUGGUGGAGGCAAUGUUGUGAUAGAAGGGGGCACGCUGCUUGCAUCAGAAACAUUUCCAAGCGACCGGCAUCUCGUCGAACUCUGGUCCCCGAAUUCUCCGGGUGCCAAUGAUCAAUCGACAUCUUACCCCAAGAUGGUCGAGAAUGUCGGAAUCUACUACGAGGACAUAACUUUCAGAGACAUCCUCCUCGAUUCUAGUUUCCGUGGAGGAGGAAUUUACGUGGUUGAUUCGGCGAGAAUUCGCAUAACAGAUUGCUUCUUUCUUCACUUCACCACAGAGGGAAUCCUAGUGAAGAGAGGUCAUGAGACUUUGAUAUCGGGAUGCUUCCUAGGACAACAUUCGACAGUCGGUGGGGAUCCAGGAGAAAGAAACUUCACAGGCACAGCCAUCGAUCUUCAGAGCAACGACAACGCAAUUACUGACGUCGUCAUCUUCUCCGCUGCUGUGGGAAUUGUUCUGAGAGGUCAGGCCAACAUGGUCACUGGAGUACAUUGUUACAACAAGGCCACAUUCUUUGGUGGGAUCGGCAUACUGGUAAAACUAGCUGGACUAUCGCAAACCAGAUUAGACAAUUGCUAUAUGGAUUACACGGGCAUAAUCAUGGAAGACCCCGUGCAGGUACACGUUACUAACGGAUUCUUCUUAGGAGAUGCUAGUAUAGUAUUGAAGUCGAUAAAUGGUCAAGUCUCGGGGUUGAAUGUAGUGAACAAUAUGUUCGCUGGCGACCCACAACACAUGAAUCCAAUAGUAGCCUUGGAUGGCCAAUUCCCUAACGUCAAUCAAGUGGUGGUCGACAGCAACAAUGCCAACGGAAUGAGCUUAAGAUCGACAGUAGGGAAACUGACGGUGAAAGGUAAUGGGACCAAAUGGGUUGCUGAUUUUUCAUCCAUACUGCUCUUUCCGAACCAGAUAAAUCAUUUUCAGUACUCCUUUUAUUCUCAAGGAGAGACUGAGUUCCUCAAGCAUGCAGUAACUAAUGUAUCAAAUAAUGUGGUGGUGGUCGAGAGUGAGACAGCUGUAAAUGCCAUAGUUUCCGUAGUCGUUGACCAGUACAGCACCCCUGGAGAAGUUAUCUAAUUCUAGAGAAGGGGAAAGUAAUGCAGUUCUACUCUCAUUUAUAGGGCUGGGGUCUAUCUAUGAAGUGCCUCUGAGAUACUAGGGCAUUAAGCAUGCACCAUUAAUGGAACAUCAACCCCAGAUUGUGAAUAGCAUGGAUAAAAUCUACAUGUGAGCAUCACGAAGACAAAGCCAUGCCUUCACAUAGCUAACACCUAGAUCCUUUCUGCUGUAUCCCCGCGCAAGGUUACGCAUCACAUACUUGUUGUAAUCUUUGAUAAUCCUCAUGAUAAUAUCUGAUGUCGAAAUUCCAUUUGUCCUCUUUGUUUCCUUGAA